Condylura cristata (star-nosed mole) is the source of this 2344-nucleotide messenger RNA. RefSeq lists its product as uncharacterized. Bases 1131 to 1835 code for a protein of 234 amino acids. NCBI's taxonomy places the organism in Eukaryota, Metazoa, Chordata, Mammalia, Eulipotyphla, Talpidae. The transcript has 4 exons. The record is from RefSeq and is a predicted model, not a curated record.
CUUGUUCUCUCAGCGCUGGCAGGAUGGUCUACCUGGCCUUCGCCCAGAACCUGGGCAUCUCCUCCCGCCGCGACACUGCUACCCUCGGACUCCAGAGGCCGGGAUCAGGGUGGCCAGCGACUGGACCAAGUUAAGUCCUGAGGCUCAGGACUUCCGGAGUCUGGGCCCCGCACCCCCUUCAGGGGUGCUCUGGGCACCACCUCCAACCUCCAACUGGAAAAGCCGGCUGUAGCCUGGCUCUGGUUACAGGCCCCAAGGGCAGGGAGUGGCCAAGCUGAAGGCUGGUCAGCCCUGUGGGGCAGGGACCUUGUGCUUCAGACCCCCGGGGUCCAGAGCAGCCCUGCCUAGGUGCGAGGUAGAAGACAGAGACCUGGGUCCUGAGGAAGGGGCAGCAGGGUGCCGGCUGGCCAGGGGCAGGAGAUGCGACCACAGACGUCUCUCCUGGGGAGAGCCGGGGAGACACCUACGGUCGGGAUGGGCCGGGCCGCCGAGCUCCCGGGCGGCCUGCCCACUCUGUCUGUCCCUGACUUUAAUUUUGCACCAAGGUAUCAUUAUUCUAGAUACAGACAGCCAGGCGCAAGUCCGGCAGGGGCGGGCAGGGGCGUGGCCAGGAGCUGGGACAGCACUGCCCCUGCCUGAGGCCAGAGGCAGAGGGAAGCCUGCGUCUGCCUCAGAAGGGCUCCCCGGCCAGCGGCCCCCAACUCAGGCUCUCCAGCCUACACCCCUGUGGUCACACGGGCUUCCUGGAGCCGGCUGUCCUCCUCUCCAAUAUCCUGGAUACGAGCCGGGCGAGGAAGGGAGAGGCGGCCGGGCAGCCCGCUAGCCUCCCUGGGGAGCGGCCUGGACGCCGGAGCCCCGUCCCACCGCUCGGUCUGGCCUUCCCACACCUCCUUGCCUCCAGCUUUGGUCCUGCCUGACUAGGGUGAGGAUGGGGUGGGGCGCCAGGAUUCAGGAUGAGGGUGGGGCAGCCCGCCACACCCUUUAAUCCCAGGAGAGGCUGACUGUGGUACCCAGAUGGGUAGGCGAGGGGCAGUGCCACGCCAGGACUCAUAGGCCCCCUGACUCAGGCCCUGACUCACACGGAACCAGGCACACGCAAGGGGUGCACAGAGCACAGGCUCCCUCGGGCCAUGGCCCGUCCCGCCCGCUCCUCUCCACACCGGAUCCGAGCAGACGCCCAAGCAUCAGUCAGCGCGGCCACCAGCGCCCACAGCAGCCCGCCCAGGGCAGCUCAGCCGCCCUCGGGGCCCGAGCACGGCAGCGGUCGAAAGGACACCCGGGGCUGCGUGUGGGAGCACCGUGCAGUCACAGCUGGCCGGGGGCACGGGGCCGGGCAGUCGUGCCCUCCUCCCGGUCAGGACACCGGCGCCUCUCUGGCCCUAUCACCCCUGCCCCAGCGCACCCCGGAAGACAGCCGAACCCGGAAACGGCUCCGGGGCCCCGGCAGGAGCACCCCACGGGGGAGCCCUGGCCGCCUGCGGGACUCCGUGCUGGAAGCUCGGCCAGCGCCACCGGCCACGGCGGAGAGCAGGGCCGGCGGGCGGGCGGGCCGGAGGUGCUGCGGAGCGAGCCCCCAGGCCCCCGGUAACUGGGAGAGGCGAGAGGGCCGCUGUCAAGACGCCCCGCCUGGGCUCUGCCCCAGGGCGAGCCAGUGGGACCACCAGGCCAGGCCCUCUUGGGCAGAAGGGGGUCUUGUCCUCAGCCGAGGAGCCUGCGGCCAAAGGGAAAGCCACAGAAGCGCAGAAGAGGACUGUUCCGAGCGCCCGAAGAGACUCCUCCGGGCCCGGCCCAGGUUCUUCGGCCGUCUCCCGUCGGCCCCGGACUGCGGGGCCUGAAGCGGGUCUCCCUCGGGCAGCUGCGAGUGCCGGGUCUCGGCCCCCCACAGAAAUCCCCAGGAAAUUAGUGAGCAGCGCCCCAGAGCGCAGCACUCCGGAGCAGAGCCCCUCGGCCAGGAGGCGGCCCAGCGCCGGCGCCAGCCUCCAGAGGCCAGCCUCGCGCCCCCUGGGCGCCGGCGCCACCGCGCUGUCUUCCCCAGCUCGUUCCGGAGCGUCGCCCGCUGGAACACCUCGCGCUGCGGGGCCCCAGCCCAAAGCAAAAGGGCUGCCGGCUCUGCGCCCCCCGCAGACCACAGCCCCGAGGAAGGGCGCAGUCCCAGUGCCCGGCCGUCCCCCGCUAGCCACACCCCCUCCACCUGUCCGGGCCCCCCCACCCGCCCGGCCGCCUGGAGUCACGGCCUCUCCCCUGCCGGACACGCUCCCGCCCUCGCCACCGACGACGCCCCCUGCCCAGGCCCUGCCCGGCGCUUUGGCCACGCCCCUCGCGCUAGCUCCUCCCUCCCCGCCCG